Messenger RNA from Porites evermanni, 3176 nucleotides. Lineage: Eukaryota; Metazoa; Cnidaria; Anthozoa; Scleractinia; Poritidae. The record is from the annotation of a GenBank genome assembly.
AUGGGGAACAUAGUAGACUCGGUCGAAACACAACCAGCAGAAGCAGAAGAAGGCAUUAACCAUUCAAACUCAUCCGAUUCCCUCCAGUACAGCGUGGAUGAAACAGUUAUUGAUUUGGAUGCCCCUGAGUACAAAGAGUAUCUUAAGCAUAAACGAAAGAUAAGCCGAAGCGAGGGAAACCUCCAUGACAUUUCCUAUCUUGACUGGGUCAAAACAAACAACGUGAAGCUGAUAUCAAGACGUCUCAAAGCCAGGUAAGGUUGCUCCUGAACGCAGUAAAGCAUUUGUAUUCCCGGGCGUAUAUCUUAAGUCAAUUCGGUUUUGUAAUGCAAAGAUUAAGAGCUUAGAUUUAGCUGUCCUUUACCUUUGUUAUUGUAAAUGAAAUACGAGGCUUCAAAUUCCAAAUAAUUCUGUUAAAUUUUGUCUACCGAUAGCAGUAGUGUUGUUUUAUCAAAAUCCAGUAUUUGACUGCUUAUAAUUCACCACGGUUCAUUAAGUACUGUACACUUAUGAAUGUGUCGGAAGCCCUGAGCAUUCUUUGAUUCCGUACAACACUUCUCUUGAACAAACAACAAAUCUUGAUUAAUCAAAUGAGCGAAAGUCGUUAUAAAUACGUGAGCACGUUUGAAAAUCUUAACACCCAAACUUCCGUCUUUUGAAGAACAGGGAGAGCUGAAAUCAUGACUGAUAUUACUGAACGUUGAUGAAAGUAAUAUUUAAUAGUCUUUUUAAAUAUCCCUCAAGAGUACUAUUCUAGCUGUAACAUUGGAGAGACACGGGUGAUCUUAGCAAAUACUAUGUCGUGAAAUUCCUAAGAUUGGGCAUAAUGCUUCCCUACCAACAUUUUUGCAGUUCAUACUUAUGUACACAAAGUGAAUGUUCCAGAACCCAUCCCAGUUCAAAGCAAAUCAUUUAUGCGCGAAGAAAAAGCUCAGAAGAAAGUUCUGACACCGUUCUUAUCAGCGCACACCUGUGUGGUCCAAAAUACAAAUAACUUUCCAAACGAGAAUUCCAGAUUUUAAGGCACACUCUUGAUGUUUUUAAGGCAGGAAGCCGGGUUAUAUGUACGGUACUGACAUAUAUCUUUUAACUAUUGUUUGCUGACAAUACACUAUAUCAAGGAAUAUGAAUGCUUAUUAUCUUAUGAGCUUCGCGUACCCGUCCCAGGUCAGUGAUCAAAGAGCAAUUUCUUGUUAAGUUUCUUGUAAGUUUCUUUUAUUGUUAAGUAACAACAAAAAGGUGGUAUAUUUCUUGGACGAAUUUCAGUUAACCUUUUAUUUUUCUGGCCGAUCGAAAUCUCUUUUGUCUGCAAUCGAUGCUUGCAUGCUUCAAAUAAAUUAUUGAAUUUUCUAGAAGAAACUUAUUGAAGUACGAAAUCAAACUAUUUCAAAUAGCAACAGGUGUCAGACUAUUUUUAACCGAGUUAAUUUAGUUCAGGAGUGGCUUGGCCAAUUUGAGAGAUUGAGAUUUCAAACGACUUUUUUGGGUAAACGAGGCCAGGAUGUGGUUGUUUUGUGUAUUGAUUUCACGGCGUUAUCAGACUACUAAUUACUUGGCGGAAAACGUAGGUUAUUGUUCUUCGACUAAUUAAGCUUCCAUUUUCGUUCAAGUACUGAACAAUGAAUUAAAGAGCUGUCACUGUUUGUUUAGUUUUAGGAUAGAUUUUCCAUUUAAACCUACAAUCGCAAUAUGAGAUGUCCGUCGCCGUCAAGUUCGUAACGACAGAACAGUGCUCUGACUUCAACUGAUAGACACUCGUGCAUAAACUUUUGUUUUUAUUGUGAUAAUGACAGACAGCACGUUUCUUCUACGCUCAGUCGACCCUGAAUCCUUUGGGUAAUGAACUGAUGUAAUCCGCGCAUAGAGUGUGAAUUACUAAAGAGGUCCGAAAAGAAGAGAAAUUUUUUGCUCAUCGAAAAGUUUAUAAAUAUCAGAACCUUCUGGGCCUUUGGCAGUGUAAGGACCACAUUUAAGAGACUGAGUUAAAACGUGGGGACCUGAUAUUACAGACAACUCAUAGAGUACAAUAGUUUUAACUUGUAUUGUUUAAAUCAACACGAAGCCACAGCCAUUACAGAAUAUUGUGACUGUGUUUUGUUUUGCAUCCCGGUCUCUUGCAAUAUUUAAUCGAAGCGCCAGUGCAAUUAGUGGGUCAUCUUUAUUGUUUUGACCUUUCGUGAUAUCGCAUUUAUCUAUGAGUAGCUCUUUAUAGCUGAUAUUAGUCGGAUUCUUUAAAACGCAAAUAUUAGAACAAAAUGGGAGUUGUUGAAAAAAUAUCAAUGCAUACUACUACCUACCUACUAUCCGGAGUCCAAAAUAGAAAGUGUUAUUAUUAGCAGGGGUUCUAUUUGCUUUCCUAGAGCGAUUUAAGUGCCUUCCUCGUGAAAUCUUUGAUUACCUCAAUCUACCCACAAGUUCCCUCUUCUUCAAAGACCAUUUGCCGUACAGGUUCUAAUUAAUCUUUUUAUAUCUUUUUAUUAAACUAUUGUUGUUUGAUAGUUCAUAUCUGCCUGUAUCAGCACCAAAGUUUAUGAUGAUUCAAGUUUACAAAUAAGAUAAAAAGACUAUUUGGAAAAAAGGGACACCUGUAGUAUAUAUUAAAGCCCUGUUAAGGAAACCCAAUGUAUAAUGUGCGCGUUGGUUUCAGGGCUCUCAAGGUUAAUAUUUUAGCUUCGAUAAAUGAAAGCAAAACAUGAUGCCCUAAAAUGGUAAUACUGCACUACGGCCACUAUUGAUGGGAAAGUGACACCCACUAUCUGUUGUCAGUAGGUAAACGGCGAAGCGUUAAUAAUUACAGGAAAAAAUUAUUGUAAUUGUUUAUAAUUUACCUAAGUGUUCUUUGUUUCUUUUGCAGCGAUUUAGAGGUCAGCGACGAUAAACUUGCCAGGAGGAGCUCAGCUCCGAUAACAAGAAAUGAUUUUUUUGCUGUCAAGAAGAACAGUGAAGAGUGUGAAAAGCGAAAGUUGGGAAGCAAACAGCGAAUAAGAGACAUUAAGAACAAGUACAAUCUAAAGAACAGAGACUACUCUGCCAGGACAUAUGUGUGGAAUGAGGCAGAUGAGAAAGACAAUAGAAAAGAACGGGAAGAGAGAAAAAGACUUCGGAAACAAAUUCGUCAAAAAUACAAUUUGCAGACGCCAAACGUUCAAAGGCAGAUUUCGGUGGCCAAAGGAUGA